AUGCUCCAUAAGUUGUUUUCGGUUGUUAUUCUCUGUAGUCAGGUAGGUCGUACAGGUGUAAAACCUUUUGUAAAUUACUUUUUCUUCCCUCUACAUUCAUCUUGUGUACAUAACAUAAACUUGUCUUCACUCUGUAUAUAUGGAACACUCAGCACGUGAAUUGAAAUGAAUAGAAAACGUCUCGGUGUAAUUGUGAUCUAAAUAAAUUUAAUGAUUUGGAAAUAAAAACAUAAUGUUUAGUUGGCCUACAGUAUCCAAGAAUCAGUUUCCCAAGAAUGCGAUGAAGUAAGGAAAAUGUAAUCAAUGUAAAUAAUUGACGAAUUAAGGAAACUUUCUUCGAUGGUUAUGACUGCAAAAGAUGUGCAACUUGUGGUCCUACCAUGUACAUCAAGAAGGCUUGUUCCGAAAGUACAGAUACAGUAUGUGAUUACUGUCUGAACGAGAGGCCGACUUUAAAUGAAGACUUUUACACUCGAUGUAACGAUUAUCGAAAAUUAUUUGAGAAUUUGAAAGGGGAUGUGUCCCCCAGACUCCAUGCCCAUUUUGAAGGAACUUACCAACAUUAUCAUGGGAUAAAUUGGGCCUUGGCUUCCUUGGUUGCAGCCAUUUCUGUGGCCUUAAUUUUGACCAUCAACAAAUGCAUCAGACGUCCCGCCUUCAGAGAAGUUACUAUUACCCCUCCUGAGUUGACUGAAGAAGAGAAACAAAGUUAGUUUGCAUUUGAAUUAUGACAUUUUAAUACACAUGCAUGCAUUUCAGAUAUAAUUUUCGCGGCCGAACACCUCCGUAACAAACGUGGAAAGUACCACCGUCUGGACUAUGUUUAG
Bursaphelenchus xylophilus (pine wood nematode) is the source of this 827-nucleotide messenger RNA. Lineage: Eukaryota; Metazoa; Nematoda; Chromadorea; Rhabditida; Aphelenchoididae. The record is from the annotation of a GenBank genome assembly.